Molecule: messenger RNA, 1557 nt
Organism: Paramecium primaurelia
Lineage: Eukaryota; Ciliophora; Oligohymenophorea; Peniculida; Parameciidae
Source: the annotation of a GenBank genome assembly
AUGUCAAAAGAAGUAGUAAUUAUAUUAUAUAUACUAUGAAAGAGAUCUAUUUCAGCACAUGAACCUAUACUUAAAAACACAAAAUUAUAAACUUAAAGAAAGUAAUUCAAAUAUUCUAAUUUAGUUAUAUGAAUGUUUCCAAAUUUUGGCCUGAAAAUGAUUAUCACGAUAAAGAAACUCUAUAUUUUCAAUUAAAGACUCUUAAAGAAGAAAUUAAUCUUCUAAGAACAGAAAAUAUUAAGUUAAAAACUAGAAUUUUAUAAUAAGAUGUAUUGUAAAUAUUAAUUUGUUAGAAAGAACUCUAGAAUUUUAAUAAAUAUAUUGAAGAUCAAUAAUUUAAAUAGAAUCCUUUAUCUAAAAAUCAUGAAUACAUCAUUUAAUAAAUUAAAAAAUAAAAUAAAGAUUUAUAGUUGCAGUUAUAAGAGAAAUUGUGCAUCAUUGAAUAAAUGAAAAAGAAUAUUAAAGUUACAAAAGUAUAAGAAAUCUAGAUACAAAAUUAAUUAUAUAAAGAAGAAAUUAACAAAUUAAAAAAAAUAUUAUUGGAUUAAGAAAACAAUUAUAAAGAGUAUAUUAUUAAUUAUAUUUUAUAGAUUUCUAAAUUCAUAAACUAUAAUCAAAGAUAAUUUCUUAAAAACAUAAUAAGGUUUUAUUAAAUAACAAAAUGAAAUUAAUGAAUUGAAAUAAUAAUAAUCAAAUGAUUAUUAGAAAAUCAGUUAAUUAUAAGUAUUUCUUUUAAGUUUUAUUAGAAUGAAGUUUCAAAAUUAAAUCAAAUUAAACUAAAUCUAGAAGAUAAAAUUAAAAGAAUUACAACAGAAUAAAAUAAAAAGAGUUCUACUAAUUCCUUUAGGAGUAAUAAACUUUAAGCUACUACUGAAAUAUCUUGUACUUAACUUAAAUCUAAAACACAAGAUGAACUUUAAUAUAAAUUAAUAAUUAGAGGUAUCACAUAUGAAUAAUUUAAUUAAAUGAUCCAAGAAUUAAAGUAAUAGGCAAUUGAUUUAAAAAAACAAAUUGAAAAGGAAGAUAUUGAAUAUAUAUUAAGUUAAGAACCAUUUAGUUUAGGCUAAGACAGAAUAUAAGAAGUGAUUAAAUCAUUAUCUUUAUCUGGUAAUAAAUUAGCAGAUACUUUAUUGAAUUAAAUAGGAAAAUAUAAAACAUUUUUUGAUUAUCCUGAUUUUAAAAUUUAGGAAGCAGAGACAAUUAUAAAAUAAACUCUAAAAUAGCCAGAAAUAGCUUAGUAUUUAUAAACAAAAUAAUUCUAAAUUUGGAAUAAAGAAGAUAUUUUAUAGAUGCUAAAAUAAUUAAAAAUAAAUUGGAGUGAACCUGUUUUAUUGUUCUAUAUCUUAAAUGUAUAAUAGCCUAUUAAAAUUAUAGUUAUUUGAAAAAUCUGGUUAAGUACUUGAAUUUAAAAGUGAUUCUAUUAUUGACCCUUUUCCAUAAUUGAUAUAGAAAGAGUCUUCAAGAAUAAUUGAAGAAAGUGAAGAAGACUUAUUUGAAUAAUUAUCAGAUAAGUCUUAAACUGUUAUAAUUUAAGAUACUGAUCAAUAUAUUACAUGA